AUGAUCGAAAUUCGUGACGCUGAAAACUCGGUCAAACACGAAGAAUGGGUUAACCAGUACGGCUCGACGAUCAGAUACAAAGGGUUCUUUGGGAGAAGUCGCUUUUACACCGUAGAUGUCAAGGCAGUAAACCAUAUUUUGAUGAACAACAAUAUAUAUCAGAAGCCGGAAUCGGUGCGUUAUAAUUUGGGACGAAUCCUUGGAAAUGGGGUAUUAGUGGUGGAGGGAGACAAACACAAACAGCAGAACCCAGCGUUUGGUGCUGUGCAAAUCAGAGAGUUGACAGAGAUUUUCAUUGAGAAAUCUAUCCAACUUCGCGACGCGUGGGCAUCAGAAACCAAUAAAGAAGGAUCGAAUGGCAGAAUUGACGUGCUAUCGUGGCUCAGCAAAAUGACGCUUGAUGUGAUUGGGAUCGCAGGUUUCAACUACAAGUUUGAUGCCCUAUCAACUGAUCCGACAAAGAAAAAGAACGAGUUGAACGAAGCGUUUUCAACCAUCUUUCGUUCGGGCACUCGUAUGUCCUUAAUUCCUAUCAUCAGAGGACUGGUUCCCGCUUUGCGUUUUCUUCCGGCUGAAAACGAUGCAGAAGCAAAGAUUGCAUCAGAAACAAUGGCCCGCAUCGGAAAUGAAUUGUUGAGAGAUAGUAAGGCCGCUGUACUGGAAGAAGAUAAAAAUGGUAAAACUGUGAAGGCAUCUUUCCAGAGACGCGACCUUCUGUCCCUUUUGCUCAAAGCCAAUAUGUCAACCAAUCUGCCAGAAAAUCAGCGAAUGUCAGAUGAAGACGUUCUCGCCCAGGUUCCAACAUUUUUAGUCGCAGGCCACGAGACAACAAGUACUGCGACAACCUGGGCAUUGUAUCACCUCACUCAAAGCCCGGAGGUUCAACGCAAACUUCGCAACGAACUUCUUAAUGUCUCAACGGACAACCCAACUAUGGACGAACUGAAUGCUUUGCCAUAUCUCGAUAUGGUUGUCCGGGAGUCGCUGAGAGUCACCCCUCCUGUACCAUCCACCAUGCGUAUAGCCGAACAGGACGAUGUCAUUCCCCUUAGUCAACCAGUCAAAGAUAGACACGGGAACAUACUGGACAGAAUCAGAAUAACUAAGGGCCAAACAGUCCUAAUUCCCAUUCUCGCUUUGAAUCGCGCAAAAUCCAUUUGGGGUGAAGAUGCGGCUGAAUACAGACCUGAAAGAUGGCAACAUAUCCCUGAGGGUGCAGGAACCAUUCCCGGUGUCUGGGGAAAUAUGAUGACCUUUCUCGGUGGACCUAGGGCGUGUAUUGGAUACCGCUUUUCUCUAGUCGAGAUGAAAGCUCUGUUGUUUACACUCAUUAGGGCAUUUGAAUUUGAGUUGGCAGUAGAUCCAAGCGACAUCAUGAAGAAGUCGACUAUAGUCCAACGGCCCCUCCUGAAGUCGGAUCCCGAGGGUGGAAACCAAAUGCCGCUGAUCCUCAGAUCAGUCAAAGUGUAG
Molecule: messenger RNA, 1470 nt
Organism: Psilocybe cubensis
Lineage: Eukaryota; Fungi; Basidiomycota; Agaricomycetes; Agaricales; Agrocybaceae
Exons: 12
Coding region: 1-1470 (489 amino acids)
Molecular function (GO): heme binding; monooxygenase activity; oxidoreductase activity, acting on paired donors, with incorporation or reduction of molecular oxygen
Source: RefSeq, a predicted model, not a curated record